CGAGGGAUGGGGAGGAGGAUGUAGCAUCAGCCACCCCUGAGGAAGUGGCCCCCCCAGUCCAGCGGACCAACAGCCCUGUUCUCCAUCCCCAGAAGAACCCAGUCUGAGCUCUGGGGAGUCCACCCUCGACCUGUAACUGCCCACUCCUGGUAAAACCACAAGACCAUCAAGGUGGAGGUGUACGACUGGGAUCGAGACGGCAGCCAUGAUUUCAUUGGAGAAUUCACCACCAGCUACCGGGAGCUGGCCCGUGGGCAGAGCCAGUUCAACAUCUAUGAGGUGGUAAACCCCAAAAAGAAAAUGAAGAAAAAGAAAUACGUGAAUUCGGGCACAGUCACGCUGCUGUCCUUCGCUGUGGAGUCCGAGUGCACGUUCCUGGACUACAUCAAGGGAGGGACUCAGAUCAACUUCACGGUGGCCAUUGAUUUUACAGCCUCCAAUGGGAACCCCUCGCAGUCCACAUCCCUGCACUACAUGAGCCCGUACCAGCUGAAUGCCUACGCUCUGGCACUGACCGCCGUCGGGGAGAUCAUCCAGCACUACGACAGUGACAAGAUGUUCCCUGCCCUUGGCUUUGGUGCCAAACUGCCCCCUGAUGGCCGGGUGUCCCACGAGUUCCCUCUGAACGGCAACCAGGAGAACCCCUCGUGCUGUGGCAUCGACGGGAUCCUGGAGGCCUAUCACCGCAGCCUGCGCACCGUGCAGCUCUACGGCCCCACCAACUUCGCCCCCGUGGUCACCCACGUGGCCAGGAGCGCAGCGGCCGUGCAGGACGGCUCCCAGUACUCAGUGCUGCUCAUCAUCACGGACGGGGUCAUCUCCGACAUGGCACAGACCAAGGAGGCCAUCGUCAAUGCUGCCAAACUACCCAUGUCCAUCAUCAUCGUCGGCGUAGGCCAGGCGGAGUUUGAUGCCAUGGUGGAGCUGGAUGGCGACGACGUGCGGAUCUCCUCCCGGGGGAAGCUGGCCGAGCGAGACAUCGUGCAGUUUGUGCCCUUCCGAGACUAUGUGGACCGCACGGGCAACCACGUGCUGAGCAUGGCGCGCCUGGCCCGCGAUGUGCUGGCUGAGAUCCCGGACCAGCUGGUGUCCUACAUGAAGGCGCAGGGCAUCCGCCCACGUCCCCCGCCUGGACCCCCCGCCAGCUCACCCCCACAGUCCCCUGCUCGCACGCCCUCCUCCUCCCCCCAGCAUGCGCACAUCUGAGCCUGCCCAGUGGCAGGCAGGCGCUGGGGUCUGGAGUGGGCCAGUCAGACAACGGGCAGGGUCCUGGGAGCCCAUCUCCUGCCCAGCCCACUCGAGCCCCUUCCAUAUCUAGGUGCCUGGGAGGUGGGCUGUGGGUGGGGCCUCUGAAAGCUCCGCCCUAGUGUCCUGGCCUAGACCCCAGGUGUUGGGGAGGCAGGCAUACAGGGGCAGAAUAGGGCACAAUUUUCAGCAUCUCUGCUCAGCCCAACUUCUCCAGACUCCCAAGUUCUAGCCCAGCCGGGAAGAUGUUAGGGGGGGUGAUGGGAGUUCCCUUCAGCCUAGUCUGGGUUAUCCUGUCUGCUCACCUUCAGGGGGCAGCCUACACUGGACCUCCCUCCUCCAGCCCUAGCCCUCUCUGGUGGUUAAUCUUGUGUCACAGCCCACCCCUCUCUGUCCUGGGCCGUCCCUGAGUGAGCCUCCUGAAGCUAGUGGGUGUGCAGGGAUGCUAGGACAUGUGAACCUUCUGGGGCAUAGAGAUCCAGGAGGGGGAGGCAGGCAUGGUGGACACAGGCCAGGUCAGCCCUCCCUGGGCCGCACUGCACCCUAGCAUGAUGUUAGUGCUAGACACAGGCUUCUCCUUGGUGUGGCCCUACAGGCUCCAGCCCAGAGACUGCCCAGGGCCACUGGUGCCCACCUAGAGGCCUGGGCAAGGAACAACCUGACCCUGGUGCUCCCACUGCCCUUGCUCUCUGAGUAGCCUCCACCUCAUGGGGAUAGGAGCUAAGCACCCUGGGUUGAAUCCUGCCUCCUCCUCCCUGCUGUGGGAACCCAAGCAAGGCCCUUCUGCCUUCUGGGCCUCAGUAUCCACAUCUGUAUGGUGAGUGGGUUGACCAGAUGGUCCCAGCUUUUUCUUCAACUCUACCCAGCACCUCCUAUCUCACACCUCACCCACUCCCUGGACCUCAGGCCGUCUUGGCCCGAGGAUCACGCUGCCUUGUCCUGUCACCUCAAUCCUUAGCCCAAGCCUCUGCCCCUGUUUCAGGAAAGGUUGAGCAGCUGAGCUCACAGGGCUGCCCAGCCUCUACCCUCCCAGGAACAGGCCAUGCAUGCCAGCCCCUCCUCCCGCAUGGGGCUUCUCAGCCCACUGAAACCCGCCCUUGCCACGCCUGGGCCUGGGUGGAGAACAGGCCCCACCCCGUCUGAUGCUCCACAUUGCUGCCCUUCCCGUCAUGCAUGAAGGUGGUAUUUCUACUCUCUCUGGUCCUGUGCCCGUCUCUGAGACCGUCUCUGUGUGGAAUUUGCCUUAAACUGAAGUAAAUUUGGUUCUUUUACGAAAAGAAA
Molecule: messenger RNA, 2526 nt
Organism: Echinops telfairi (small Madagascar hedgehog)
Lineage: Eukaryota; Metazoa; Chordata; Mammalia; Afrosoricida; Tenrecidae
Gene: CPNE5
Product: copine 5
Exons: 12
Coding region: 301-1206 (301 amino acids)
Biological process (GO): cellular response to calcium ion
Cellular component (GO): plasma membrane
Molecular function (GO): calcium-dependent phospholipid binding
Source: RefSeq, a predicted model, not a curated record